AUGACUUACUUCAAAACAUCGGAAGCAAUUGAGAGUGUAAUGAAUGUAAAAAAUGUAAAUCAGAAUUGUAUUUAUGUACACGUGCGGGUUGCAAGUUCUAAUAAAAGUUCAGCGUGUGUUUAUUUAAAUGAGGAAAUCAACAGUUUAUUGGCUUUAGAGAAAAACAUUUUGCGAGAAGAUAAGCUAGCGAUGGGCAACUCGAGUAACUCGGGUCAGACCAUAGGCGAGUUAGCCCGAGCUAAAAUAUCUGCAAACCGAGUAGACGGAGAGUGCGCGCGGCUUGCGUUCAGUUGUGGGCUUCGGGGCACGCGAGUCGUGGCUGCGGGCGGUGCGGUGGGCUGUCGCCCCUCGGCUAGCUCACGACUCGCGAGGCCCGAACAACCGGAAUCAGCCCAACGAGAUGCUGAUAAUUUUUUUUAA
Pieris macdunnoughi is the source of this 420-nucleotide messenger RNA. The record is from the annotation of a GenBank genome assembly. Lineage: Eukaryota; Metazoa; Arthropoda; Insecta; Lepidoptera; Pieridae.